ACUGUUUGAUGUGAAAGCAAGGAUUUCCUGUAUUUUAGCAUGAAGGUGCUGAGGUGCAUAGCUAUUUUAAGGGUUAACAAUUGUAGUCAUUGAUGCGUAUAUAUUAGGCUGUAUUCAUAAAACACUGCGUGUUGCCUGAGUCAACCUCUUACAGUCUAACCGCAGUGACCAAUAGGAAGAACAGAAGAGAAUCCAAGAAAGCUGAGGUUAACUAUGAAUGUACAAUUGUAUUCCAGACUAUUGGUAGUCUUCUUGACCAAUACCGUGUGGACUCGUAAUAUCAGGCCAAUGUAUGAUCAACCUGAUACAUAUGACUGGUCUUUCUACAGCUUUGAGUGUCCACAAGAAUGCUUCUGUCCUCCUAGUUUCCCAAACGCCUUAUAUUGUGAUAGCAAGGAACUUAAAGAAAUUCCAGCCAUCCCAGCAAGAAUCUGGUAUCUCUACCUCCAAAACAAUCUCAUUGAAACAGUUACAGGGAAAUCUUUUGUGAAUGCCACACAACUAAAAUGGAUAAAUCUGAACAACAAUAAAAUUACCAGCAAUGGAAUUGAAAAGGGUGUAUUCGGCAACUUGAAAAAUCUACUCUACUUAUUUCUUGAGAAUAAUGAGUUAGAAGAAGUGCCUGCUCCAUUGCCAUUGAGUUUAGAGCAGCUGCGUUUGGCAAGAAACAAAAUCACUACAAUCCCCGCAGGGGUCUUCAACAAUAUGGAAAACCUCACUGCGCUAGAUCUACAUCAAAACAAACUGUUGGACAGUACUCUCUCAAGUGACACCUUCCAAGGACUUAACAGCCUCAUGCUACUCAACAUCGCUCAAAAUUCACUUACAAAAAUGCCACCAACCCCUCCAGCUAAUGUAAUACAGCUGUUUUUGGACAAUAACUCCAUUGAAGCAAUACCAGAAAAUUAUUUUGAUGCAACGCUCAAACUGAUUUUCCUUCGACUGAACAACAAUAAGUUAACCGAUAAAGGUCUACCAUCCAAAAUAUUUAACAUUUCAUCUCUUCUUGACCUUCAGCUAUCUUACAAUGAACUCACCAAAAUCCCAUCUAUCAAUGUUCACCUCGAGCACCUUUAUCUUGACAACAACAGGAUCGACAGUAUUAAUGGAACCCAAAUAUGUCCAGUUCCUAUCCCAGGGGAUCAUGUCUAUGAGAGGAACUUACCACGACUCCGCUAUCUCCGCCUGGAUGGCAAUGAAAUCAAACCUCCAAUUCCAUUUGACCUCAUGUUAUGCUUCCGACUUCUUCAUGCUGUUGUUAUUUAAGGACAGCUUAGUGUUACCAUUAUUGCGUUAGUAAACAGGUUUUGCUGGCAUUAAACUUGUUAGAACUUCCAGGUGUUUUUCGAUCAAUUAUACUGUCCCCCCAUGGAGUUUGAUUUUUAAUUGUUAGUGUUUCAUCACUUCUUUUUCUUUCUCAAAAAUACUCUCUUGGUACAGCCAACCUGUCCCAAUUAUUUUAAAUGUCACUCCAUUAAGACGAUGCUUUUGCUACUCAAAUGUAUUAUCUAGCUGUGGGUUCCAUAAAAGUUUUGGCAUUCUUCUUCUACACUCUAUACAUAUUGGCCUGCAGAUUCAGGUGUAGUACAUUUCACAUAUUAAGCAAAAGUAGAAUAUAUAAUUGCUUAUUUUGUUAUCUUUUUUUAAAAAAAGAGCAUUGCUGUAGAUGCCAGAUAGCAUGUUUAAUGAUAAAAAUAAGUAGCAGAAAUCUCUUUCCCACCCUCUUCAUUCACACGGAAAGUGUUAUAUUGAAUACAUUAACAGCUGCAACACUGCUUCAUUUUGUUAAAAUGGGGCCAAAUAUCUCUCUUUACAAAAAUGAACAUGUAAAAUCGUACAGUUCAGAAGCUCCAUAUGCAUGGAGCAUGGCUUUCCACCAGCAGUGAUGUUUACACAUGUACUUUCUUACUUGUACUAUUCCCUCAUGAUAUACCAGCAGAAUUGCCAGUAAAUUCCACCUGUAAGAAAUUUCAAGGUAUACCUUAGCAAACCAUCUAAGGAAUUUUGAGGGAAGAGUUAUAAGAAGAUGAAUGCAAGUUAUGUACAUCCCUAAAACACUAACAUUGCUACAAACACAUUUCAUUUAUCAUUGCACAUGAACAGCAGAAGCAGCCUUAGGCAUCUGUUUAUUGAAA
This is a messenger RNA of Podarcis raffonei (Aeolian wall lizard), 2135 nucleotides long. RefSeq names its product keratocan (gene KERA). The transcript is spliced from 3 exons. Gene Ontology annotation, molecular function: protein binding. The record is from RefSeq and is a predicted model, not a curated record. Bases 214 to 1266 code for a protein of 350 amino acids. Lineage: Eukaryota; Metazoa; Chordata; Lepidosauria; Squamata; Lacertidae.